ACCGAGCACCGCCUGCAUGCGCUGCGGUACACGAACGACUUUCUCACCGAGGCUCUCCAUCAUCACACACACACACACACACAUACACACACACGCACGCACGCACACACACACACACACACACACACACGCACACAAUGGGAGGGAUACAGGAGUAUAGGUAAGGCGGCAGUGGCAGACAGACAGAUGUGUGAUGCUCAGACUCAACCAUGGGGCCGUUUCCCCUCGCCUGUGUGAAGGUAAACUUUUACCCACCAUCGCAUCUUUUCGCCGUGACCGUGUGGCGGUGAUGCCAACUCGCUGCUUGCACACCUGCCUCUGUUUUUCUUUUUUUUCUUCAAUGAUAAUUGCUGCCAGUAUACCAGGAGCGAUGCAGCAGAAACGGGGGCUGAAGUGGCAAUAGAUCCUGUUGAAUUGAGACAAGACGUCGAGACGCAGUCAAAAAAGUGUCCUCCUCGGAGUGCGUCAGAGCACAGAUGUAUAUAGUGGAUGAUAUGGUCGCCGGCUGGAUAUGACGAGGGAUUUGUGAUAUUACCCCCCUAAAUCAAGACGGGGAUUUAGGCAGAAGCGAAGAACUGCAUCCUCACCUAGCCUACCUUCCCAUCCUCCUCCUCCAACAGAUUUGUUUGUAGGGGGGCUGAGGCGAUUUUGUUUGGCCCCUUUUCACAUCUCCAGAGAGAGUCUGUCAGUCCUUCACCGGAGCUCUAUAAUGUAACAGCAAAGAUCCAGUUCAUUUAAUUUUUAAUUUAUAUAUAUAUAUAUUUUUCAUCUUAUCACAUAAAAUGGCAACCAGGAGUGACCACGAAGGAUCAAAAGACGCAUUUGGGCGCAAGCAGCGGUCGUGGAGAAAUUAGCCACCUGAUGGGCGCCGGAGAAACCGAGCAGAGACUGUUUUGGUUCUAGCUUGUUGACUUGGUGAUUGAAAAUGCUGAACAAAUAAAGGACGCUGCAAGUUGAGCACAGAGAGCCUGCGUAACAGGCUAUGGCACCGACCCUCACAUCUUUUUUGGUUACGGUAACGAUGUCAUAAAAUACCGGAGGCCUGUGUCUAAACGGGAAGACAGGCUGAUCAAUAUCUCCUGCCAUGUUAAGUAGCCACAUGGACUGCUCUCAACAUGGGCCUUAUUGAGGUGUGUUCGUUAUUCUGACAUUCUCAUAUGCACAACUGAUUGGCCGAACCGGUUGAUGCAUCAUUGUCUCUCUCUCUCUCUGCGCGCGCGCCGAGCUGCAACUUUGAUCCUCUGGCCCUGCAUCCACUUCGCCCUGAGGCGGUUACUGUAGCGCACACGGACGCGAACCGCUCAUUGGACUUAAAAAUGGAGUUUGCCAUGGUGGGUGCGGACGGCGGGUGCAAUAGUCACCUGCCUUACGGAUAUGCCCAAGCUCGCGCACGGGAAAAGGAGCGCGAGAGGGAGCGCCAGGCUGUCCAGUCGAGAGCGGCGGCUGCUGCUGCCGCGGCCGCUGCUGAAGGUGGGUCAGGUGAGGAGGGAGGAGGAGGCGUGGGGGGGUCCACCUCCACCUCGAGCGCUCCUCUCCUUAACAACCGCCAGCAUCAGUCUCGCGCCGCCUCCUCCGCGAACGCCAACAUCGGCAGCGGCGGGACCGCCUCGCGCCCCUCCUCCUCCUCCACCUCCUCCUCCUCCUCCUCACAGCCGCCACAGCAGCAGCAGCAGCAGCAGCAGGAGCCCGAGCAGCAACAGAGAGUUCUCAGAGAGCGGAGAAAGCAACGCGGCGUCGGACGGUGGAGACGCAGCCGGACGACUCUCGGCGGGGACCUGCGCCACUCGGAGCUGGCGCUGCUCGGAUCCGAGGAGGACAUCAUGAUAGAGGAGGAGGAGGCCGAGGGAGCCGAGGAAGAAGAGGAGGAGGAGGAUGCGGAGGAGGAGAAGGGGUGCCGGGGAAGCAAGAGGUCGAGUUUUCUGUGCAACAUGGGUGAUGAGGAAGAGACCGUGUCGCUCACUGACAGGCGACCUCAGUCCGGCUACGAGAGUGUUUACAACGAGUGCGGCUGCUGCGAGAGAGUUGUCAUCAACGUGUCGGGUCUGAAGUUUGAAACUCAGCUCAAGACUCUCACUCAGUUCCCGGACACUCUCCUGGGAGACCCCGACAAGCGAAUCAGGUACUUUGACCCGCUAAGGAACGAAUACUUCUUCGACCGGAACCGACCGAGUUUUGACGCCAUUCUUUACUAUUACCAGUCGGGGGGGCGGUUGAAAAGACCAGUCAACGUCCCGUUUGACAUCUUCUCCGAGGAGGUGAAGUUUUACGAACUCGGGGACGAGGCGAUACUCAAGUUUCGGGAGGAUGAGGGUUUUGUCAAAGAGGAGGAAAAACCUCUGCCGGAGGACGAGUUCAAGCGCCAGAUCUGGCUGCUUUUUGAGUAUCCGGAGAGCUCGAGCCCCGCCAGGGGCAUAGCGGUCGUGUCCGUCCUGGUUAUAGUUAUUUCUAUUGUCAUUUUCUGCCUGGAGACGCUGCCGGAGUUUAGGGACGAAAAAGAAUACCUACAGCCGCGACACAACUCCACUCAACCCGACCACGGAUUUACUCCUUUCAACGACCCGUUUUUCCUCGUGGAAACGGUUUGCAUCAUCUGGUUCUCCUUUGAGAUUAUAGUCCGCUUCUUUGCGAGUCCGAGCAAACCGGAUUUCUUUAAAAACAUUAUGAACUCAAUAGACAUUGUAUCCAUUCUGCCUUAUUUCAUAACCCUCGGCACGGACCUGGCGCAGCAACAAGGCAACGGGCAGCAAGCGAUGAGCUUUGCCAUCCUGAGAAUAAUCCGCCUUGUCCGGGUGUUUCGCAUAUUCAAACUGUCCAGGCACUCCAAGGGGCUGCAGAUCCUGGGCCAUACCCUGCGCGCCAGCAUGAGGGAGCUGGCCCUCCUCAUUUUCUUCCUGGUUAUAGGUGUCAUCCUGUUCUCCAGCGCGGUGUACUUCGCCGAGGCGGACGAGCCCACCUCUCAGUUCACGAGCAUCCCCGACGCUUUCUGGUGGGCAGUGGUGACCAUGACAACGGUGGGCUACGGCGACAUGAAGCCCAUCACUGUCGGUGGGAAGAUAGUGGGCUCCCUCUGCGCGAUCGCGGGCGUGUUAACCAUCGCGCUCCCGGUGCCGGUCAUAGUGUCCAACUUCAACUACUUUUACCACAGGGAGACCGAUAACCAGGAUGACCAGGCGCCGGUGGUGGAGAGCAUGCCCCCGGGCUGCCCCUAUUUCCCGGACUUUUUAAGGAAAUUCAAAGGCUCGCCCUCUGGCUCAUCGAUGGGUGACAAAGCGGAGUAUAUGGAGAUGGAGGAAGGCCUGACGGAGUCGCUUUGUGGUCUGGACAAGAGCCCCAGUAAAGGAAACGGCACAGACAUAGGGAGGAAAAACAGCACUAACUCAAAAUCCGUUCAGACUGACGUGUGAAGUAUAGAGUUCAGUUUCCCCCCCCGUUUUUUUCUUAAGAAGAAUACGCCCUAAUAGAUACUGUACAAGAGCAGGUGGUCCCCUAACACAAGUUUUACGCACGCCUCAGAGCCCCCCCACACACACACACGCACGCACGCACGCACACUCACACUCACACAGGUCACCAAUUGGCAGAUUAAAAUGUUUCAUUCUCUCCAUCUCAGAGCAAAAGUGUAUCCCAAAUCCUCUCCACAACCUUUAGGAACAAUUAUGAUCAAUAUUUCCCCAAUGGGGUUGAUUAAUUAAUUUGUCUUACCUAUGCGGGCUUCCAAAUCUGAAUUAAAAGUCUAGACAAGACAGGCUAUGCAUUCGCACUUUAUGAGUUUCAUCCGUCAAUAAGAGAAAGGGUAGGGAUGAUCGUUUUUGCUGUUAUGCAAUAAAGUUAAACAAUUUGUUUGCACUAAUGUAGAAUUUGCGCUGGGUUUUGGGCAGAUUUUUAUUUCAGAGACAGAAACUGUAGGCCGUGCAAAUGGCAAUCAUUUAGUCAUCCUCUGACCACUUAGCUGAAGAAUGUUUGAGUAACUUCCUUAAAGAGAGCAAACUAGGGAUAUUAAUGAGCUCUUUCAUACGCUGCCAAUAAAAAUUGGACUCCAAUAAAGGAAAAGCCUGAGACAGAUAAAACAUUUUUGUUACUGUUCCAACACUAAUAUGAACAAAAAAAAGCUAAUUUCUAAGACAUAGCAUUUAGCAGUCAUCAAAUAAACCAGGGCUUGAAUUAUUUCUAUGACAUCUACACAAAUAUGCUUUUCCACAAAAAGAAAAAAGCCUUGUGUUGUUGACCCACUAUGAGAGCUAAGCACAGGAAACAUCAGAGUUAAAAAAUGGCUGGAGAAAUGACUUGCCCUGCCAGGUUUUGUAUGGACAGGCUUGGAGCCUUGGCGACAACAGUUUCCCCAGUUUCAUUUAAACCACCUCAAUAUGACAAUAUCCCUUUACACGGAUGCAGAUGGAAAGCUAUAGCAAAAAUGACUCUGUUGUGGAAACUCCUCGGAGGGGAGUUUGUGAGCAACUUCCUCUCCUGUCCACUGGACUUCGUGCACAACAUUAUUUUUUUUUCUUCCUCAAGAGGACUGUGAUUAUCUCCGAGCUCAGAGGAUCCCCGAGAUGUGGAUGUCUUCCAAGCGCUGCCAGUUACAAGGAGAGGAAGUAUCCCCCACAACUCUGGAAACUGCAGAGAACAAGCAAAACAUUGUGACUGGUCCUCGCCAGCACAAGCGGAGACUCAAAAGCAACAACAACUGGACGGGACUCGGCACUUGAAUAAGUGGGGAUGAGAGCUGCUGCGUGACGUCAGUAAACAAACCCUCGAGGGUUGAGACUGGAGUUGGCGAAUGAGUAAGUCGUGGCCCAAAAUGAAUGCCUUAAUUAAUACACAUAUACAGAUGUAUGAAGUGAUGAAACUAAGAGACUUAUAGUUCAAAGAUGUUUUCUUUACAUGUGAAAAAAAAAAGUGUCUUGUAAGGAACAGAUGUGAAUAUUUUAAUAUGAUAGAGAUAACGUUUGGUUGUAAUGUCGACAUAAUGUUUUAGUUGGGUCGGCUUCGUAGGUGUCAUUGGUUACUAAAUGGUGAGUUUGCUCUCUGCUUAUGUGCAGUCAGCAGUACGACUUAAUCUAUUUUUUAUCUUGUUUCAUAUAGUCAACCAAACAAGGCUGGCCUGAGUUGCUCACUCAAAUGCUGGCGACAAACUCUUAAUUCACAUCGUGUCAUAACAUGAAAAUCCUCAUUUAAAAAGUGUAUAGAGGGUUGGGGGAGUGAUAUGAUGAUAUAUAUAUAUAUAUAUAUAUAUAUAUAUAUAUUGACUGGCUCAAUGAAACACACUGAAAUACAUCAGAAGAAUAUCCUCUUACAUUAAGAUCCACUUACACUAAAGCAAAGAUGUCAGGCACAUAAACAUCAUCAUAAAUAUCUGCCACACUCACUUUCUAUCGCAGAAAAACAGCGGGUGAAACUCGCCGUGAAGAUGAAAUACCUUAGGUUUUUUUCUCAGAUGCAAAUUUAGAGCUGACCAGCUGCUUUGUUGAUAUGUUUUCACUUUAACUGUAUGCAAAAGUAACAUGGACGUGUGUUAUAUAUUUUUUUAAACCUAGCCUUGAUAAUUACAUAACCAAAGGUGAACCCCUGAAUUUAUUGUAUGUUGUGGACUUCUGGAAAAUGUUGUGAUAUAGAUGCACACUGAAUAGGAAUAUAUGUAAAUAGCAGACAUUUAUACUUGUGUGUCCUAAGAUGUGUUGCCGAUAGAGUAAUUUGAGACGUUUUACUUUCUUUGACUGUUAUGCCCAUCACCCAUAAUCAUCUGUGUUUGGUUUGUCCUCGCUGAUACAAUCAUGUUCCUCAUAUCGUUGCAAAUGCUGCUCCAACAUUCUUCAUUGUUUUCGCCAUUUUUUUUUUCUUCUUCUUCUUCUACAUACUGCACAUUAAAAAUCCACCUACUCAUCCAUUGGCAUACUAAAACAAGAGGUUGCUGAUGUUGUUUGUGCAGCUUUGCCAGAGAAGCAUUGGAUUUGGUUACCUCUCUUUGAUCUGCGAUGUUGCCUGUGAAUGAAAUGAUUAGAGGUUGCCAGUUUUAUUUUGGUUUUUGGAAGUAGUAGUGAGUUAUUUCAUAUAUUUUUACUGAAGGCAGUAUUUUAUUUACCUAUAUUUCCCUUAAAAAAAAAACAUCCAUUACAUACUGUGUUAACUAUAAUGGCACUUCAAUUUAGAGGUCUUCAUCUUAGUGUCUUCUUCCUCUGCUCCAAAAGAAAAUCCAAAGUUCACCUUCUUGCUCUUUUUCCAAAAAUGUGUAUCUCAAUAAUAGUAUUCCUCAGAAAAGCUGUUUACUGAAUGUUCCAGAUGUUUCCUUAGUGUUAGAAAAAAAACUUGUAACCACAAAAUAGCCACAAGAGUUUUUAAAUAGAUAUCAAUUGUUUACUUUGGAAAUCAUUAUGGGGAUGAUGUUUUUAUUGGGAAGGAGUAGAUACAAAGUACGUUUUUCAUUUCUGCAUAGUAAAACUUUUAACACGAAUACCAGAAUACUCUCAGAAAACAAAGUCUGCAAGUUGUAACAAUAAAUAAAGUAAGAAAGAAAAGAAAAAAAGAAUCCAAAUUGAAUUACAGUGGAUUAUAAUAUCAGGCUGUAGCUGUCACACAAAUAAAUCAAGUUAAUAUGAAGAUGAAGUAUUAGUCCUUUUAGUCCAGUAGAAAAAAUCAUAAAAGGGAAAGCAAAACACAUUUUGGUAGAUAAUGUAGACUUAGUACUGCUUCCUCAUAAAAUUAUAAGGGAGAAUUAAUAAAUUGCAUUAAAAAAAACACUUGAUCAUAUCAGGAUAUAUUAUGAAAAACUCACUUUUUCAGUGCUUAUGCAUACAUUUGAAUAUCUGGAGUGUCUACCAACCCACAAACCCAGUCACUUUUAAGUGGGCUGGAUCAGAAAACAUGGGAUUCAACAAGCCAUUCAGAUGUUUCUCACCUUCACAUGCAGGCUCAUUAGAAUAUAUCAAAUUGGGGGUUUAUCGGUUGGUUGCCCGGGAACCCCAGGGUGUCAAAAAGACACUCAAAAAAGACAAAAAAACAACAACUUGUUGCUGUCAUAAUUUGGUCUUUGUAUGCAUUAAACAAACCAGAAUUAAAGCAGUUUUUCUUACCUUUGGACAGAGCCAGGCUAGGUGUUUCCCUCCCAUUUCCAGUCAGUAUGCUAAACUAAGAAGCUGCUGGCUGUAGCUACUGUACAUAUUUACUGCACAGAAAUGACAGUGGUAUAGCCAACUCUCUGCAAAAAAAAAGAAGAGAAUAGUGAAUUUCCCAAAAUGUAGAACUAUUCCUUUUAGAGGUAAAUUAAAUGAAAAUGUAACCUGCCUGUAAAGAACAGAAGGGAUUUUAUUACACUAAUCUUGUCAGAUUAUGAGCCUCAAAUCACAAGCUGUUACUGUACCUGAGGGGCUCGGCCCGCCAGAGGCCUCAUUUCUGACCUGACGUUUUGACUUGGUAACAGAGGCGCCGGCCUGAAUGUUGGCUCACAUAAAGAUCUGAGAUGUAGCUACUACCAUACCAACAGGCAAUAGUGGCCAGAUGCUGCACUGCAACAAUACUGAGAGCCAAAUUAAUCCAUCUAGUGAUAUGUUCAGCUACAGCUUGGUGUUAUCACAAAGCACCACAAAAGACGCUAAGCCGAAGAGCAAUAUAUGCCCACAGGUUACUAGAGAGAACAAGAACAGGAUCAGCCUGAUUGAUCCUCGAGGCUAACACAUCCAAUAAAGCAGAACAAACAAGCACUGAAGGAGACAGAAAGAAAUCUGUUUAACUGGACAGUCUCUAAUCCAUUUCCUCAAUCUAUGAAUUAAAAUAAUGUAUUUGGUUAGAGGCUGCAAUUAUGUUCAACUUCACUUACAUCUGCUUUCUACAGGAGGUCAGUAGUAACCCAGAGAAGGGCAGUGUGCUACACUGUAUGAAGCAAGAAGAUAAUAAAGGUCGAUGGGCAGAUUUUGAGGCAGAUUGAAUAUUACAGGAAGAAAAAUAAUUUAUCCUUGCGUGUGCGCUGAAUGAGAUUCUGAAUAAAAAGGUCAUAAUCCACACGGAUAUGUAUCAAGAGGGCAUAUCAUGAGUGGGCAAGGAUUAGUGGGGAAAUAUCCACAUGAGAUUAAACAACAAAUCAAAUGUUUCUUUGACUUGGUGCUGCUAGAUAUACUGUACCUGCAGUAAUAACUUUUGUGAUGCUGUUGUGAUUCAGCACAGCCAAUGAGCUGUUAGAGUGGUUAACAGUUGUGUUGGGACAUUAGAUAACACACAAAACAAGGCGAGAGAACAUUUUUUAAAUUAUGACCAUCUCCGAACUGAAGAACUCACCAGGGCUACAUUUAAAAUAACAUGAGCAAAAAAGUCACUGUCACAGCUACUGGACAGAAUAACUGAACUCAUUUAAAAGAAAACACAUGUUGGGGAUUGAUUUCAUGUUAGGAAGGACUAGCUCGGUAUUCAUAUUGUGAGAAACAGCUUUUCUGUUGAAGCUCACGUAUAUUUCUGAGGCCUGAACGACUCUGAGACUCAAAAUCCUCUGUGCUUUCAACAGAGCGACUAGGCAAGAUUAACUUUAAAAUGACUGCCUCCCCAAAUCAAUAGCAAAGGAUUUAUUCUAGGAAACAACCAAUUGACCACAGAUCUAAAGCCAUGCAAAUCAACAGCCCAGUGCAAUUUAGUGAUGUACUAAAUUGUAUUCUGCAUUCAGUGUUGCCAGAUUUGACACAAAACAGCCCCAUUGGAUUCUCAAGCCAGCUCAAUCUUCAUAAAUCUGGCCACAUUUUUAAUUGCCAUAUAUUAAAAAAAAGGUGCUAGGAAGAAGCUUUAAGUUUUAUUUGUACAAUUAGGCAAACCCCAAACCAUCCAAAACCAGGUUACAAUUACGAAAAAAGUAGUGAUUGAAAGUUAAAAUAUUAACAUAUAAGAACUAGGGCUGUAAUCACGAUUAAUCGCUGAAUUUCUAUAGUUAAUCGCGAUUAAUUGCA
Messenger RNA from Perca fluviatilis (European perch), 8921 nucleotides. RefSeq names its product potassium voltage-gated channel, shaker-related subfamily, member 4 (gene kcna4). Gene Ontology annotation, cellular component: membrane; voltage-gated potassium channel complex. The record is from RefSeq and is a predicted model, not a curated record. The transcript is spliced from 3 exons. Bases 1317 to 3404 code for a protein of 695 amino acids. NCBI's taxonomy places the organism in Eukaryota, Metazoa, Chordata, Actinopteri, Perciformes, Percidae. Gene Ontology annotation, biological process: potassium ion transmembrane transport; protein homooligomerization. Gene Ontology annotation, molecular function: protein binding; delayed rectifier potassium channel activity; potassium ion binding.